Messenger RNA from Cebus imitator (Panamanian white-faced capuchin), 675 nucleotides. RefSeq names its product small nuclear ribonucleoprotein Sm D2-like. Lineage: Eukaryota; Metazoa; Chordata; Mammalia; Primates; Cebidae. The transcript is spliced from 3 exons. The record is from RefSeq and is a predicted model, not a curated record. The coding region runs from base 1 to 675 and encodes 224 amino acids. Gene Ontology annotation, biological process: spliceosomal snRNP assembly; RNA splicing. Gene Ontology annotation, cellular component: U2 snRNP; U4/U6 x U5 tri-snRNP complex; precatalytic spliceosome.
AUGCAGGACUGCUAUUACAGACUGAGACGCUCAGACAGAACAGGUCAGACACCCUCCAAUCCUGCCAUCCUGGAGCAACGUGGUACCCUGCUGGUGACCUUGAUUGUCUCUGCUCCAGCCCAUCUCUUGCCCAUAAAGGCAACUUUUUCCUGUACCUGUGAGGAGCAGUACAUGGGCACUUUCUGUGAAGAAUACGAUGCUUGCCAGAGGAAACCUUGCCGGAACAACGCGAGCUGUAUUGAUGCAAACGAAAAGCAAGAUGGGAGCAAUUUCACUUGUGUUCGCCUUCCUGUAACCAUCACGAGCCUCCUCAACAAGCCCAAGAGUGAGGUGACCCCAGAGGAGCUGCAGAAGCGUGAAGGGGAGGAAUUUAACAUGGGCCCACUCUCUGCGCUCACGCAGUCAAUCAAGAACAAUACCCAAGGGCUUCUCAACUGCCACAGCAAUAAGAAACUCCUGGACCCUGUGAAGGUCUCUGAUAGGCACUGCAACAUGGUACUAGAGAACGAGAAGGAGAUGCGAACUGAGGUACCCAAGAGCGGCAGGGGCAAGAAGAAGUCCAAGCCAGUCGAUAAAGACUGCUACAUCGCCAAGAUGUUCCUGUGUGGGAACUGGGCCAUCGUGGUCCUGCAGCACCCGCUCACUGCCAGCAGGCAGGGGCCACCUAUCCAUUGA